Messenger RNA from Penicillium griseofulvum, 3636 nucleotides. RefSeq names its product Major facilitator superfamily domain, general substrate transporter. The transcript is spliced from 6 exons. Gene Ontology annotation, molecular function: triacylglycerol lipase activity; sterol ester esterase activity. The record is from RefSeq and is a predicted model, not a curated record. Gene Ontology annotation, cellular component: membrane; cytosol. NCBI's taxonomy places the organism in Eukaryota, Fungi, Ascomycota, Eurotiomycetes, Eurotiales, Aspergillaceae. Gene Ontology annotation, biological process: triglyceride catabolic process. The coding region runs from base 1 to 3636 and encodes 1211 amino acids.
AUGCCUCUCACAGCACCCGAUGAGGAUGCGCUUUCCUCUCAGGAGCAACGUUCCAUUUGGAAUCGUGUCAGCGCCCGUGUUGGUGGUGCCUUUAACGGCGCAGACCCCCGAGUCUGCGUCGCUUUCUGGCUCUUUGGCCUUAUAAACAAUGUCCUAUACGUGAUCAUCCUCUCCGCAGCUGUAGAUCUAGUCGGACCAGAUGUUCCCAAAGGCCUCGUUCUCCUCGCGGACGUGGUCCCGUCGUUCGCAACAAAGCUCGUCGCCCCCUAUUUCAUCCACCUGGUUCCAUAUUGGAUGCGCACCCUCGUCUUCGCCUUCCUAUCAUCCGUGGGCAUGCUGGUCGUCGCUAUGAGUCCAGGUUAUACUGUUGGAGGAACGAUAUCAUCUAAGAUUGCGGGAAUAGUCCUGGCUAGCUUAUCUUGCGGUGCUGGGGAGCUGAGCUUCGUGGGUCUAACGCAUUUCUAUGGCCCGUUUAGUUUGGCUGCGUGGGGAAGUGGUACUGGUGCCGCUGGGCUGAUCGGAGCUGGUGCUUAUGCCCUCGCGACUUCGGCGAUGGGUUUCUCUGUUCGUGUCACAUUGUUGGUCUCGGCAUGCCUACCGGCCAUUAUGGUUUUGAGCUUCUUUAUCGUCCUACCCAAGUCCCACCCGAGACCUGCCGAAUCUGGCCCUGAUAGAUAUCGUGUUGUCGAGGGUGGGGGCCAGGUGGAGGAAGAUGAAAUGGACGAUGGCGUUGGCGGGGAAGACGAGGGACUCCUGGGAGAGUCGCGCGAUUCCUCCGUCCAUAAGUCUAGCCAUAUCAAUCAAGGUGGCCCCUGGCAGGACCAGAUGCGCAAUAACCUACGUCGCGUUAAGGCACUUUUUAUUCCUUUCAUGAUCCCGAUGUUGCUGGUCUACAUCGCCGAGUACGUGAUAAACCAAGGUGUGGCUCCAACUCUACUGUUCCCGCUGCAUGAAUCCCCCUUCGAGCACUUCCGCUCAUUCUACCCCACCUAUAAUGCCAUCUACCAGAUUGGUGUCUUCAUAUCGCGCUCCUCGACCCCAUUCUACCGCAUCCACAAUCUGUAUGCGCCGUCGCUCCUUCAGGUGGUCAACCUUGUGUUGCUGAGUCUCCACGCUAUGUUUAACUUUAUCCCCAGUGUAUGGCUUGUAUUCAUUGUUGUCUUCUGGGAGGGCCUACUGGGUGGAGUGGUAUAUGUCAAUACCUUUGCUGAGAUUGCUGAUCGUGUGCCUAAGGAGGACCGCGAAUUCUCAUUGGGUGCUACCACUGUCAGUGACUCAGCUGGUAUCUGCAUUGCGGGAUUCAUUAACUCAGCCCUAACUUGGAGAAAUGAUAGACCACGUAUUAGGGAGACCUUCGACCCGCUUUCGCAAAAUCCAAUCCACACAGGAAUUCCAACCGCUGAACUUCCCAACAGAGCAGAUAAACAUGGCCCGCCAUUUAUUCGAUCCCUCUCAUCCCGCUUCACAGGAAAAUUGACAACAUGGCAAACAACUGUUAUCAUAUUCCUUUGGCUCUACCUCAGCCGGAACUUCGCCAAGAUCGUCGGACUUGAAUGUCCUGAACCAUUAGCAAAUAUGUACUCACGGUCUUUCUUCCGAGCAACAUGGAUCACCACUGGUCUAGAUGCUGGAUUCUGGACAGCAAUGAACAUAAAGCCAAAAUGGCUACGAGAUAUAGCCUCACUAGUCUUCACAGUGUACUAUCUGAUUGCCGCUGAACAGGCCGAUGAGAAAGUUCGUCGCGUCCGUGCUACCCUGACACUAGAGCAUCUGCGCGUAUCUUGGAACAAAGCCACUAGCCCCUAUCUAUGGUCAUUGGCGAAACUGUUACGGCCACGAAUGACUAAGUUCUCGGCUCGAGCGAUUCGCAUUCCUCGUCCAAAGCAGUCGGUUUACACCGAGCCAGUGCAUGCGUGGCUGUAUUUCGAUGGUCCGUUAAGUGCGCUCCGAGAUCAGACUUCCAUCGUGCUCGAUGUACCCGGGGGUGGCUUUGUGGCUAUGAGUCCUAGAAACUCUGAAGACAAGUUGUUGUCUUGGGCAGGACAGCUCAAGGUCCCCAUCCUCAGUAUUGAUUACAAGAAGGCACCUGAAUUCGCAUAUCCGUAUGCGCUGCAUGAAUGCUACGAUGUCUAUCAUAGCAUCAUUGCCACGAACGGCCGUUGUAUGGGUCUGAGUGGUAAGACUCGUCCUCGUAUUCUUGUCACUGGCGAGAGUGCCGGUGGAAACCUAGCAGUUGGUAUGACCUUGAUGGUGCUACAGUCUGCGAUGUCUCAGGGCUGGCGUGGAGAAGAUGUACUCCCCGCUCCCGAUGGUGUGGUUUUGGGAUAUCCUGCGUUGAACAUGAAGGUUGAAAGUUGGAUGAGCGACGAGCAGAUGGCAUUGAUUCAGGAGAAGAGCACCCGUCAGACAAACCGCAGUGUUUUGCAACGGAAACAGGAUGAAUAUCGUAAGCUCACGCCAUUCACUUCGCCAGGUCACUCAGUCGAAGAUCUCACUGCUAUCUCACCACCCGAGAAGGCAAAGGAUAAAGAACCGAAUGUGGCCGCCGAAGCUGCCAAGGCACUGGAGAAGAAACUCCAAAAGAGCGAGGACCUAGCUCCGAAACCUGUUGCCAAAGCAGAAGACGAAGUCAAACCAAUCAAGACUAGAUUAGCCGUCUCGUCUAUGAUCACCUACGUCCACGACCGAAUCCUAACACCCGAGAUGACGCGUGCGAUGAUCAUUCUAUACAUCGGACCCCACCAUCGCCCUGACUUCAACACCGAUUUCCUCCUAUCUCCAGUUCUAGCUCCAGAUGCUUUGCUUGCCCGCUUCCCGAAAACAUACAUUAUGACCGGAGAGCGAGAUCCUCUGGUUGAUGACACAGUCAUAUUCGCAGGAAGACUGCGCCAAGCAAAGCUUCAUCAGUUCCGUGAGCGCCAGGACCUGGGAUUGGAGAGGUCUAACCGUCCCUUCAACGAGAGAAACUACGUCGAGAUCUCCCUGAUCCCUGGUAUUUCACACGGAUUCAUGCAGAUGGCUGGCUUCUUCCCGGAUGCGUGGAAGUAUAUUCAUCGCAGCGCGGACUGGCUCGAGACUCUGUUCCAGAAAAUCAAGACAGAUGACUUGGAAGCGGAUUCUUAUCCUAAUCGGGAUAUGAACGCUUUGAAUCCCAACCCUUCCCUCAAAUGGUCUGUCCAGAACGAAGGAAAGCCUCCACGUGGUCGUAACCACCAUCGCAAGUUUACAGGCGAGUCCUCGGGUGACGAGGAUAGACCAUUGGAAAUGGGUAGCAAGAUCACGCCUGUUGGUAGCGAUGAGGCAUUUAUGAAGGCUGAACACCGCACCCGUCGGAGGAGAUCGCAUUCCUCUUUUGCUUCCUCGCGUGUCACUGGCUUCACGUCGUUGGGGGAUGACGGCAAAGCUAAAGAGGAUUUCCUCGCUAAGCUUCGACAUUUGGAGAGAGCGGGUCGUUCGCGGGAUACUUUUGAUCCUGAUGAGACGAAUAGUGCGCCUGAAAGUCCUAGGGCGAUUCGGCCGAGAGGUCGGAGUAUUGCUUCUCUUGAUAGCGAGGAGGAUUUGCUGGAUCGUCGUAUGAAUGGUCUUGCUGGUGGGUUGAUGGGGAUUGGGGAGGGGGCUCAGACUCCCGGGCUCUGA